This is a messenger RNA of Neltuma alba, 1311 nucleotides long. Its product is annotated as probable F-box protein At4g22030. The coding region runs from base 1 to 1311 and encodes 436 amino acids. Lineage: Eukaryota; Viridiplantae; Streptophyta; Magnoliopsida; Fabales; Fabaceae. The record is from RefSeq and is a predicted model, not a curated record. The transcript has a single exon.
AUGGCCAAGCUUCUUGUUUCAAGCGCAUCAUCAGUUUCUUGUUCUUCACUCUCCUGCCAGAGAACAAGAACAAUUGCUGCCACAAACACCGUGCCGAAGAUCCGGGUGCGUCGGAUCUCUUUUCCGAGGGUUCCUGAUCAUAAUAAAGCUUUGAAGGCAGAGCUGAAUAUAAAUAACUAUAUCCCAUCUACUGCCAUAGCCACAAAUCAGAUAAAAGAUGAUUCUCUUCAUUACUCUGCCCUCAAUAGCUGCAAGAGUGAUCAAGUUUCCAUGGAGGUUGCUAAGCUUCAUUUGAUAAUGGAAAUUGUAGCAGAUAGAGUGGAGAUGCAUAAAAACGUUGGAACACAACGUGACAAUUGGAAUCACCUUCUCCUGACAUCCAUUAACAUGAUGACUCUCUCUGCCGCAACAAUGGCUGCUUUUGCAGCCAUUGGUACAGGCAAUGCUCCACUUUUGGCUCUGAAGGUUUCUUCGACAGUUCUUUAUGCUGCAGUCACCGGGAUGCUUGUGGUGAUGAACAAGAUCCAGCCAUCUCAGCUUGCAGAAGAACAAAGAAACGCAACUAGAUUGUUCAAGCAGCUUCAUAGGGAACUCAGAACAAGGCUUUCUCUUGGGGAUCCUAAUGACGAUGAUGUGAAUGAAGCAAUGGAGAAAGUCUUGGCAUUGGAUAAGGCAUACCCACUUCCUUUAUUAGGCUCAAUGCUUGAUAAAUUCCCCAGAAAAGUAGAACCAGCAAGGUGGUGGCCUGAAUUGAAGCAUUGGGGUAAAACAAAAGGAGAAAAAUUCGGUGCAAGAUCAAAGGGAAAUAAUGGAUGGGAUGACAGGUUGGUAGAAGAAUUAAAAGAGGUCGUGAGAGUUCUGAGAAGAAAGGACAUAGCGGAAUGUGUGAGAUUGAGUGAAAAAGCUUUGAAAUUUAACAAGCUACUGGCAAUUUCCGGCCCAUUACUCACUGGGAUUGCAGCUUUGGGUUCUUCCUUCUUAGGUUCUGUCGAUUCAUCCUGGACUGUGAUGGCCGGAGUCAUGGGUGGAGUUUUGGCCAGUGUUGUGAACACAAUAGAGCAUGGUGGGCAAAUUGGGAUGAUGUUUGAGUUCUACAGGGGAGCUUCUGGGUUAUUGAAACUCAUGGAAGAGACUAUAGAGCAAAACAUGAAGGAGCAAGAAUUUGAUACAAGAGAAAAUGGGCAAUUGUUAGAGAUCAAAAUGGCUUUACAGUUAAGCAGGAGUAUAUCUGAACUCAGGCAAUUUGCUACAUUAGCAUCCACAGAUCAGGAGAAGACCAGUGAUGAAGAUUUUGCCAGCAAGCUGUUCUAG